AUGAGGGUCCCCGAACACGAGUUGAUGGGCGACGUCCUUUCGCGCAUGCAUGGGGGCAUACCGCUCCCUGUGUAUGCUAAUAUUGCGAAGUUUCGACGAGGGAACAACGGUCUGUACGUAGAUACAGAGGACUGGAAUGAGGUCUUGAAGAGAAGGCAGAUGGUUAACGCCAAAGAACGUUUGCGAAUUAAGAACCUGAACAGCAUGUUCUCCCGCCUGAAACGCAUGGUCCCGCUGGUGCAGCGUGACCGCAAGCCCAGUAAAGUGGACACACUCAAGGCUGCCACAGAAUACAUCCGCCUGCUGUUGGCUGUGCUGCAUGAUACCUCCAGCAGUGUGAGUGUGCUGGGCCUAAUGCCAGAUUCAGAGCUGACAAAGGGAGUGACGAUGACUGUUCCCAUGGUCACAGCCGGAAUAGGAGGGGAUGAGGGAGGACACGUGGGCGGACUGUUAUUGCACCACUGUGUGCUGCCUUCAUACCAGUACAUCAUACAGAUGACCCCGGAACAGGCCAUGGUAUAG
Megalops cyprinoides (Indo-Pacific tarpon) is the source of this 522-nucleotide messenger RNA. It is a transcript of the gene figla, whose product is annotated as folliculogenesis specific bHLH transcription factor. The transcript is spliced from 3 exons. Gene Ontology annotation, biological process: developmental process; regulation of transcription by RNA polymerase II. The record is from RefSeq and is a predicted model, not a curated record. Bases 1 to 522 code for a protein of 173 amino acids. Gene Ontology annotation, molecular function: protein dimerization activity; RNA polymerase II transcription regulatory region sequence-specific DNA binding; DNA-binding transcription factor activity, RNA polymerase II-specific. NCBI's taxonomy places the organism in Eukaryota, Metazoa, Chordata, Actinopteri, Elopiformes, Megalopidae.